AUGGAUUUUCCGGAUGCCCCUCAGCUGAGGGAGUGUGCUGUUGUGCUUGAUAAACGGUAAAAAUACUAGGUAUUUCGCUUAACUCUUAGUAGAGAUAUUUUGAAAUACGAGGAGAAACAAAAGAAGAACGCUUUUUUGGAGAGUGUGUCCCUGUGCGAUCUUUCACCUGUUCCGUCCUGCGAUACAUCGGUAAGAACGCGUAGGAAACGGACAGGCAUGGGAAAUAUUAAGUGUUCACGCAAAUGCUGGCUUACGCGUGCAAGGGAGCUCUUUUACGCCCGCUCGUCACGGCUUUCUCGCUGCAGUUUCUUUCACAACCGACGCGAUAAAUGUUACAGUGUUUUCUCUAAGCUUCGGAAACAUUUGGUCGACAAUUUCCGCGCGGGACUGUUGUCAAAAAUAUCAUACAACGAGUGCUACGUCAUGCUAGCGCCGUUGAAUAUAGAUUCCUCCGUCAAUCUCUGUCCAGCAGUGAAACUGGAUAAGGUUGCAGGUGACCCGGAUGCCAACAUUUCUCCCGAUACUUUUGGGCGACCAGACGAAUUUUCGUACGCCAUUAUGUCUGAUUCUAAUUUAUCUAGCGAUAGAAGACCUGUCAGAUCCUCACAUCUCAAUGGCUUUCGCCCCUGUAUGA
Spirometra erinaceieuropaei is the source of this 634-nucleotide messenger RNA. Lineage: Eukaryota; Metazoa; Platyhelminthes; Cestoda; Diphyllobothriidea; Diphyllobothriidae. The record is from the annotation of a GenBank genome assembly.